UACUCGAUCUUUCACGAGUCUCUCUCUCAUUCUUUUUGUUGUUCCGUUAGCAGCUCCUCUUAAUUUCUUUAAAUAAUCAGUCUAUUUUCUGUUUGGCUCCCGGGAAAAAAACUUUCGCCGUUUCUAUCUUUCAAAGUUUUCUCUGAAGGUGUUUGUUGCACACACGUAUAUAAUAUAUACGUACACAUAUUGUAUACACACACCAAGACCCGGUGGAGGGCUGAGAGAGAGGUUUUGGAGAGGGAGAGAAUGGAGGGGAGGAAGCAAGCGACGUCGUAUUCUUCUUCGCCUUCCUUGACUUCUGAGCUUUUCGGGUCCAAAGAGUCGUCGUCUUCCUCCGGGAUUUUCGGGUCUAUAUUUGCGCCUUCGUCCAAGGUGUUAGGCAGGGAGGCUCGGCACUAUGAGGUGACUGGAAGAAGGCAAGAUUCAAAGAAUGAGUCAUGGCAGGCAAAACCAGGAACAGAUGAUCCCUUUAAAAGCAAUGACAGCGAAAGUCAGAGCAUGCCAAAUAGAGACAUGAGUUCCAUUUAUCAGGAACAAAGAGUACAACCGUGUCAUCUCAGUUCAUCAAUCUAUUAUGGUGGCCAAGAAACAUAUUCUCAUCCCCAGAAUACCCAGAGCUCUGUGUAUAAGAAAGAUGGGGGAGAAGAUGAUUCAGGGAGUGCUUCAAGGGGGAACUGGUGGCAAGGGUCUCUCUAUUAUUAAGAGCUCACUUGCGCAGAUAGUCACCAAGGUAUAUAGAACAUAGGGUAGCAGCCAGCUUGAAUCUACCUUUUGUUAUAUGGAAGAUAGAUGAUAGAAGUCAGAUGUUUGUGACAGCUAGCUGUUUGUUGCUUCCACCAGCUAAACAACAAAAUCUUUACUUUGAACCUAUCGCUAGAUGCAACUUAUUCUAUUUUUACUGUAAAAGAUUCUGAACUCUUGGUCUUUCUACUGUAAAGGAUAUUUGGUCUAUGGAGACUUAUUCAUUUCCUGUCAGCUACUUUAAUGUAGUUGAAGCUUCUAGUAUAUGUAGUCACUUUUGUUAUCCUUAUUGUAUGGUUGAACUUCUUUCUGGCUUUA
Messenger RNA from Alnus glutinosa, 1062 nucleotides. RefSeq lists its product as uncharacterized. The record is from RefSeq and is a predicted model, not a curated record. The coding region runs from base 250 to 705 and encodes 151 amino acids. The transcript is spliced from 6 exons. Lineage: Eukaryota; Viridiplantae; Streptophyta; Magnoliopsida; Fagales; Betulaceae.